AUUGAUUUCACCAGUGGAUUUCAAUCAGAGAUUUCAACCAAAUAGCAAUAACAAAUCCUACGAAUAUUUCAAUAUAAUAAAAGUAAUGUCAUUCGUAUUUUAUUUUCAACCAAUGUGAUGAAAUUGUAAUUUAUUUUGUGUGAUUUUUUUAACAUGCUCAAAUUUAAAUAACACAACCUUUAUAGUUUGUUUAUAUUUUUACCUCGGUGAUCCUGCAAAGAACUUGUACUUCUAAGAAAAUGGAAACGUUAGAUUAAAGUAAAUGCCGCCUUUCUGUGCAACUAUGAAGUAAUGCAAAUAUUACAGCAGCUGAAAGACACAACACAAAAAAAGCACAAAAGGGAAGGUUCAUUAGCUACAGUUACCUAUGAAACGGUUCAUUACCUACAAGACACAGAAUGUAAACGUCAAAGUGUACAAGCGAUACAGAAGUUCCUUGAAGCAAUGAAGAAGUUCAAGUUGACCAAAACGGAGAAACUGAUGAUGGUGAACACUCCACCAAGAACUGAACUGGAAAUUCAAUUGAUAGUCCAAGAGAGUGAGGAGCGUCUGACCGAGGAAGAAGUUCAGGAGAUUAUCACGAUAGUCAACGAGCAUCUGCCCGCUGAUACGUGACACGUGCGAAAUAGUUUGCGGAAAGUGCAUAUGUUUCUGUGCAUUGGAUAUAUACUUACUUUUUAUUUAUUGACUUAAAAUUAGGCAUCACAUAAAGCUGUACGAUUGUAUAAAUCUUUUGU
This is a messenger RNA of Amyelois transitella, 737 nucleotides long. Its product is annotated as DNA-directed RNA polymerase III subunit RPC9. The coding region runs from base 292 to 615 and encodes 107 amino acids. Lineage: Eukaryota; Metazoa; Arthropoda; Insecta; Lepidoptera; Pyralidae. Gene Ontology annotation, molecular function: nucleotide binding. The record is from RefSeq and is a predicted model, not a curated record. The transcript is spliced from 4 exons. Gene Ontology annotation, biological process: transcription initiation at RNA polymerase III promoter. Gene Ontology annotation, cellular component: RNA polymerase III complex.